AACAUCUUUAACCUCAUUAAAACCGAAAGGAAAAAAAUCAGCAUUACAGCAAAACUUUCUGAACCAAACAACCCCAAUCGUCUUGCAUAGAUCCAUAACCAAGCACAACAUCACACAGCACAACAUGCCUCGCCAGGGAGAAGGUCACAUUGCCCACAACGCCGUCGACGCGAACGUCAACCAGAUUGCCCACGGCGCCGGCAAGGAUCUGCCAAACGAGGUCGCUGGUACCAAGAAGGCGGCGCCCAUGCCGGAGCCAGAAAAGGGUGCUGCUCUGGAGGGUGUCCCUGCCAGCGGUGGCUCGAGCCAGGGUCUCAAGAAGGGACCCGACGUUGGUCAAUCAUGAGGUACAUUGAGCAUCGUGAGGGCUGCGGAGGAUGGCAUCCAAUUAGAGGAGACAGCGUAACAGCUGUGUUGAGCGAAUUUUGGUGAUGGAGCUGAUCUACUUCCCUAAGAAGCUGUUCGGGCCUUCAUAUGCAGAUGGCGUUCUGUUGUAUACUAUGAUGAAUAAUGAAUUAAACACAGAUACAAA
Messenger RNA from Cryphonectria parasitica EP155, 532 nucleotides. RefSeq lists its product as uncharacterized. Lineage: Eukaryota; Fungi; Ascomycota; Sordariomycetes; Diaporthales; Cryphonectriaceae. The coding region runs from base 125 to 346 and encodes 73 amino acids. The record is from RefSeq and is a predicted model, not a curated record. The transcript is spliced from 2 exons.